Molecule: messenger RNA, 1159 nt
Organism: Osmia bicornis bicornis
Lineage: Eukaryota; Metazoa; Arthropoda; Insecta; Hymenoptera; Megachilidae
Product: thyrotropin-releasing hormone receptor-like
Exons: 3
Coding region: 1-954 (317 amino acids)
Biological process (GO): G protein-coupled receptor signaling pathway
Cellular component (GO): membrane
Molecular function (GO): G protein-coupled receptor activity
Source: RefSeq, a predicted model, not a curated record
AUGGCCCUCAAUAACUUGAAACAUGCCCAUGUUGAAAUACCUUUUCCAACGUAUUCCUCUGCUUGUACCAGGGCGACCAGUCCCACGAAGAUCAACAUCAUCGUCUCAAAUAUCCCACUGAUAAACGCUCGGAUCAUGAAUCUAACGUUUCUUUCGCUUGGUGCAAUCAUGAAUCUCUUGAUCGUCCUAGUGAUCCUCUCGAAAUCAUCCAUGAGGACGUCGUGGCACCUGUACAUCGUCAGUAUGGCCUGUUCAAACAUGCUGAUCCUGAUGGAGCCUCUCGAAGAAGUACUCAAAUGGUUGUUCGAUGUAAAAAUGAAGCUAAAUAUGGAUUACGUCUGCUUGAUAAACUUCGACGUAUCGAUAAUAACAAUAGCCAUUUUGAAGUUCAUGCUCUAUAUAAACAUUUUUCACCGUCAAACACCUUUUGGGUAUGUACUUGUGAAACGGUACACCACCGUAAAGGCGAUCUUUUUAGUUUGGGUCUCGUGCACCAUGUCCAUUGCUAUUGGAUUGCAUAUAUACGAUUUCUUCGAGGGGGACAUGGCUGAUAUGUACGUUUGGAGCACGUUUAUGUUCUCCGUUCUACCGCUUAUUAUAUUCGUCGUUCUGGAUUCACUGAUCAUUUACGAGCUGAUGAUACUGAAGGCUAUCGAAGGAUCAUGGCGAUCGAAUCAGUUGAGACAUUAUUAUAUGUUGGUGAUCAUAGCGAUCGUUUUUUUCCUGAUUCGAGCACCAUAUCGAAUCGCAAGGGCGAUCAGUUUCAUUGAACCCAAAGCGUUAUGUUGCACAGACGGCAAAAGGGAAGUGCUCUAUUUCAUGGCCAAGACGUUCCCGAUUAUUUUUGCAAUCAUUUACAUCUCAUUGUCUACUGAAUUUCGGAAAUCUCUUCAGGAGAUUCUAAGAUGCCAGUGUCAACCUUCUAACGAAACGCAUGUUGAUAUAAUUGUUUAGCAAUACACUGACUGUAAUCGAUAAAUCAUUACGACUUGAUAAAAAUUGCAGCAGAAAUAAGAAUAUUCUCCUGAUGUGUAGGAGAAUCGAUAAAAGAUACACCGGCAAUUUCCAGUACAUUUGUAAAGCAGAGAAGAGAGGCUGGGUGUCACACUCGCAAAGUUGCGAAUUCAUUGCACUCUCUGUAUGCAAAUUCGGCCACGUC